Molecule: messenger RNA, 3167 nt
Organism: Sinocyclocheilus grahami
Lineage: Eukaryota; Metazoa; Chordata; Actinopteri; Cypriniformes; Cyprinidae
Gene: slc25a12
Product: solute carrier family 25 member 12
Exons: 18
Coding region: 59-2107 (682 amino acids)
Biological process (GO): L-glutamate transmembrane transport; malate-aspartate shuttle; aspartate transmembrane transport
Molecular function (GO): L-aspartate transmembrane transporter activity; L-glutamate transmembrane transporter activity; calcium ion binding
Source: RefSeq, a predicted model, not a curated record
CACCUCUAUGUUCUUCUCACGCGCUCCGUCGUAACGUCACGUGACGUCAGACAGCAGCAUGGCGGCCAAGGUGCAGCUAACCAAAAGGGCCGACCCUAAUGAGCUAAAGGGCAUCUUUCAAAAGUAUGCCAGUGUGGUGGAUAAGGAUGGAGAGCAGUACAUGACACCCAAUGAUUUUGUGCAGAAGUUUUUGGGCCUCCACACACAGCUCCACUACAACCCUAAAACUGUGCAGCUGCUCGCCGGUGUGGCAGAUACUACAAAAGAUGGACUGAUCUCGUUCCAAGAGUUUCUGGCCUUUGAGUCAGUGCUGUGUGUGCCUGAUGCCCUCUUCAUCGUGGCCUUCCAGCUAUUUGACAAGACGGGCACUGGAUGUGUGUCCUUCGAGAACGUGCGUGAUAUCUUCAGCCAGACCACCGUGCACCACCACAUUCCCUUCAACUGGGACUGCGAGUUCAUCCGCUUGCAUUUCGGCAAUGACAGAAAAAAAAGUUUCAGCUACCUGGAGUUCACCCAAUUCCUGCAGGAGCUGCAGCUGGAGCACGCGAGACAGGCGUUCGCACAGAAAGACAAGGUCAAGAGCGGCGCUGUUUCUGCCCUGGACUUCAGUGACAUCAUGUCCACCAUCAGACACCACAUGCUCACACCUUUUGUGGAGGAAAACCUUGUGUCUGCAGCAGGAGGUGGCACCUCUCACAUGGUGAGCUUCUCCUACUUCAAUGCCUUCAACUCUCUCCUGAACAACAUGGAACUGAUCCGUAAAAUCUACAGCACUCUGGCUGGGUCUCGCAAGGAUACGCUCGUCACUAAAGAGGAGUUUGUUCAUGUUGCAAAUAAGUUUGGUCAGAUUACCCCCAUGGAAAUCGACAUCCUGUUCCAGCUAUCAGGACUGCACUCCCAAACAGGACGAUUAAACCUGGCUGAUAUCGAGAGGAUAGCACCACUGGAGGAAGGAGUCCUGCCUUAUAAUCUAGCUGAGGUGCAGAGACAGCAUUCACAUGCGGAUGUUUCUCGGUCUGUGUGGCUGCAGGCAGCAGAGUCAGCUUACAGAUUUACUCUGGGCUCCAUCGCUGGAGCCACGGGUGCCACAGCUGUGUACCCCAUAGACCUGGUCAAGACCCGAAUGCAGAACCAGCGCUCCACCGGCUCCUUCGUAGGAGAGCUCAUGUACAAGAACAGCUUUGACUGCGCCAAGAAAGUCCUGCGAUACGAGGGCGUCUUCGGCUUUUAUAGAGGUCUUGUACCCCAGCUCAUCGGAGUGGCUCCAGAAAAAGCCAUCAAGCUCACUGUGAAUGACUUUGUGAGAGACAAAUUUACCACAAAAGAUGAUACGAUAGCUCUGGCUGCUGAGAUUCUCGCUGGUGGAUGUGCCGGUGGGUCACAGGUUAUCUUCACCAAUCCGCUGGAAAUUGUUAAGAUUCGUCUGCAGGUGGCCGGUGAGAUCACUACAGGCCCCAGAGUGAGCGCACUCAACGUAGUCCGAGAUCUUGGCUUUUUUGGCCUGUACAAGGGUGCGAAGGCUUGUUUCCUGCGUGAUAUCCCCUUCUCUGCCAUCUAUUUCCCCGUUUAUGCCCAUACGAAGGCAGGUCUGGCAGAUGAGGAUGGAAGGCUGGGGGCUCUGCAGCUGCUGACCGCUGGAGCCAUCGCAGGUGUCCCGGCUGCUUCGCUUGUCACCCCUGCUGAUGUCAUCAAAACACGACUGCAGGUGGCUGCUCGCGCCGGUCAGACGACUUACUCUGGAGUGAUCGACUGCUUCAGGAAGAUCUUAAAGGAGGAAGGAUUCCGAGCUCUGUGGAAGGGAGCUGGAGCUCGUGUGUUCCGUUCGUCUCCUCAGUUCGGUGUGACCCUGGUGACCUACGAGCUCCUGCAGCGAUGGUUCUACGUUGACUUCGGAGGACAUCGCCCUGCUGGUUCUGAACCAACGCCCAAAUCCCGGAUCUCUGAGCUUCCUCCUGUCAGUUCUGAGCACGUCGGCGGUUACCGUCUGGCAGCCGCCACCUUCGCCGGUGUGGAGAACAAGUUCGGACUGCACCUGCCCAAGUUCAAAUCCUCCGGGGUCACGGCCAUUCACUCCAGAAUGCCCAAGGAACAAGCCGACGCUUCGUAAAGUCACGCCCCGCCCACCACGGCCUUGUCCUCCAAUGGCUGCAUGCCUCCCUCCCGCCCGCCCGCCCGCAGUACAUUUGCCUACAUUUUUUUUCUUUCAUUUUAAUUUCAUUCAGUUGAGUUUUUAGGUGGGGGACAUGGGAAAUUAUACUCUCUUUCAGAGUCUUGUUGCUUUAACCCAUAUCAGUGACUCAGUUUUGACGAAGAACACUGGUUAAAGCUCAUAGUUAGUGUAUUUUCUGAAGCACAGGGUAGACGUUUGCCACACUGAUCGAGACCUAAAGCGACACGCGCAGUGAAAAAUCUAACAAGGGCUCUAGAGAAGUUCAUCAGCCACCGAAACGAAAGCUAAAGAGCUUUUCAUGAAACACUCCUGAAAGAGAAACCAUGACAUGUACUGUCAGUUUUGUGUUCCUCUGCUCCCCAAGAUGCACAUUUGCUGCUUUUGAGUUUUCUUCUCAUGAUUAUGAUGUAUUGAUGUGACUGAAGCAUGCUGUAGCGCUCUUCAUUUGCUCAAUAGGCUUUGCGUAGCUUGCACAUGUACAUCUCAUGCACAGAGACGUGUUUCUCUCUCUCUCCGUCACACUGACUGAUGUACAGAGGUUUCAAAACUUGACCGAUUGAUCGGAGAAAUCAUGGUUGACUCAAAUGUAGAAAAUAAUUUAAAUGCAUUUCAUUCUUGUAUUUUAUGGAAAUAAAUCAAUGCGGUUACAUUUUAUUUCUAGUUUGUGAAGGUUUUAUUGAGUUUAUUACUGCAAGUUACAAAAGAGGUCAGUGAUAAAGUGAAUUAGUGAAGCCGUUGGAGGAUCAAACACACGCAAGAUCAACACGCUUGUCCUGGUCAUGUAAAUCAGGGAUCCCACACAUCUGACCAAACAAAAUAAAAAAUGCAUGCUCAAAGCACAGCUUCUAGCUGAGGAAGUAUAUUGCAUAGGGUUAGGCUUGAUUUUUUUUUUGACUUUGCUCAUUGUGCUUUUGAAAGUCCAAUCAUAUUCCCAUCUAAAUUAGGGAAUUUUAACCAAAUAUGAAUAAAUGUGCAUCUAAAAUAUUUUAAAAUACUU